Molecule: messenger RNA, 695 nt
Organism: Fusarium verticillioides 7600
Lineage: Eukaryota; Fungi; Ascomycota; Sordariomycetes; Hypocreales; Nectriaceae
Exons: 2
Coding region: 67-582 (171 amino acids)
Molecular function (GO): metal ion binding; lactoylglutathione lyase activity
Source: RefSeq, a predicted model, not a curated record
CAAAGAUAGGAACCAGAUUAACUCCUACCAUAACUGGUUCGCAGCACCGCACAGUCAAGCUUCACCAUGGCAUCUCAUAACCCAACUGAGGGGUUUAGAUUUAACCACAUUGGCUUAAGAGUGGCGGAUCUCGAUCGGUCAAUCGCGUUUUACUCCGGCAUAUUUGGGAUGAAAGUAGUAGGACGCAAAGAGAUGAAGAUUGCGACACUUGUUUUUCUUGCAUAUCCUGAUACCGCACCUCCAAACACUUCUAUGGUCGCGCGUGAAGGUGUACUAGAACUAGUUUACAGCAAGUCGGCUACCAGCUCUGGUGAUCAUCUGGCUUUUCCGCUUAUCAAACUAGCAUUUACUGUUCCGGACACUCCGGCUGCAAUGGAAUACAUCAAAUCCAACAAUGUCAAAGUACUGAAGGAUGCUGGUAUUGCUUCGGGGCCAGAGGAAGUGGCAAGAUUUGUGGGGUCGACACCAUCCGACUUACAACUCGAUGACGAAAUGUGGAAUGCGCUCACAGCUGUUCCUCUCAUAGAGGACCCGGACGGUUAUCUUAUAGAGAUAAUUCCGAACAGCUUUGAAAGCUCUUGAUGACAAAUACUAUUAAGGCAGUUGUAAUAUCAUCUAGCUCUAGGCUCAAAGCGGCCAAGAUUGUGCUAUACUAAGAUGCACCCGCAUUCUACAACUUAUAAAAAGGACCUCAC